UGUAGGUUGAUUGUUUUUUGUGUGCGUGUGUGUUAUGAUCAUUUGUUACAAACGCGUUAAUAGAUAUUUCACCUAAAAGAAUGAUUGGGUUUCUUUAAUCCAAAUCCACAGACAGAAGAUUUCAACCAAAACAUUGGGUCAAAAAUUUUGAUCCAGCUUGCCAGGCUAAAGAAGGAACUUGAAGGACGUUCUUUAUAGAAAAUCGUUUUAAAACUUUUCGGCUUGAUCGGACUUCAUUGAUUCCCUUUGCCAGAUGCAAUAAUAAAUAGCCAGAUGGCAAAUUAUUCUGUGUAGUAUUCCGUUCACCAGAGUAAAGCGUGAAGCAGAAAAGCGAGUAAGCGCCAUGGCCCGAACCAAGCAGACCGCCCGUAAGUCCACCGGAGGGAAGGCACCCAGGAAGCAGCUGGCCACCAAGGCCGCCCGCAAGAGCGCCCCGGCCACCGGCGGAGUGAAGAAGCCUCACCGCUACAGGCCCGGUACCGUGGCUCUGCGGGAGAUCCGCCGCUACCAGAAAUCCACCGAGCUGCUCAUCCGCAAGCUGCCCUUCCAGCGCCUGGUGCGAGAGAUCGCCCAGGACUUCAAGACCGACCUGCGCUUCCAGAGCUCCGCCGUCAUGGCUCUGCAGGAGGCCAGCGAGGCCUACCUGGUCGGCCUCUUCGAGGACACCAACCUGUGCGCCAUCCACGCCAAGAGGGUCACCAUCAUGCCCAAAGACAUCCAGCUGGCCCGCCGCAUCCGCGGAGAGAGGGCGUAAACACUCACCCGGCCUCCACACGGAAGGCCGGGUGAGUAAUGACAAUGGGUCGCAUUAAUGAACAUUAAUGAACAUUAAUGCGACCCAGCAAUCCUAAGUAAACUAGCUUGUUUACUUAGGAUAAAGUUAGCCCUUUACAAGCUAGUUAGCAAGUGAUGCUAGUGUUAGUUAUGCUUUACCUUCACACUUGGACCAAAAGAAAUAGGUCGUAGUUACAUAAAAGGUCAAUUUAAGAGUCCUGGAGCUGAAAUAUGAAUUGUCUAUGUAAAAAUACAGAAAGCUUUUCAGUACAUAUAAAAAUUGUUUGAUCGCUUAAAUGUCCAUUAAGGCUUUCCUAUGAAUUAUCACAAAUGAUAUAAAUAAUUUUUUCAACUUUGUUGAAAUGAAAAAUGAUUUUUAUUAAUAUUUUUUUUCAGAUUUUUUUAUAUUUUUAAAAUUACAACCCUUGAGACAUAUACUUGGGGUUUAUCCAAACGGCGUAGCGGUUUCAUUUGUAAUGCAGCGUCUAGCUAAAACCAAGUCAUUCACUUUGAACCGAAUAUGAACUGUUUUCUAUUUCACCGGCACUGUUGUUGUCUUAUAAUGUGAGACACUACCCCAUCAACCCAUUGACAGGAGUACCUGCAGUGACUGACCACAUCUGGAACAUUUUCAACACGCAUCGUGCAGUUUAACAAUAGCGCCAUACAUAUUAAAGUCUGCGCACAAACAGCAACCCUGUUUUUCCAAAAAGACAAAAGAAAUAGCAUGAGAUGAAACGUCCUGCUUUCUCAAACAAUGGAACACCAUUGGAGACUCCUAUAGCUAACGCCAGCUUGCAAACAGAAACGGGUCUUUGUGCGAAUCGUCAAAUGACAAACAUGCCUUGUACUUUGAGAUAGGGUUUUGGCAUCAUGCCUAAUGCUUAUGGCUGGCACGAGAGGACCCUUGGCAAACAGGAAAACAUGGGGGUGGAUAGCAAAUAACAGCAGCGAUUUAUUAUUAUUAUUAUUAUUAAUAGUAAUAAUAAUAAUACAUUUUCAGCCUAAGUUUAGAAAUUAAAGAUUUUGGGCCAGGUUGCUUUGGACACGAACACAUGGUAACAAAGAGGACAUAAGAAAAAAAAAAAAAAGAAGAAGACAUAUUUUCUGUCUGAGACAUUGAAUAAAGAGAGCAGGGAACUGAGUUGCCAGAGUGAAAGGUGGCAUAAUAGAAGGACAGCAAGAUUGAGCAGGAGGUAGGGAGCGAGACAACAUUUCUCUGAGGGGUUGUGAUUACUUGGCCUAGCAGCUGCUUUACUGCUGGCACUGGCUUUGUGCUGCAGAGUGUUGGCACAAACACAUACACAGAAUCACACAUUUGCAGAGGGAGGGGGGGUCAGUGCAGCAGAGGCGAGGACAGUGUGUGAACCGAGAUGCCAUAACCAUUACUGGAACACCAACAGCAGGCCAAAAGUACAAAGUCUCGCAAAAGUGGCCAUACCCCUGGAACUUGAAUGUUACGCAGGGACGCAUGUUUUUCAACCUUUUUACUGGUAAAAAAAAAUAAAAAAUUAACUAUGGUAUUUAUAUAUAUUUAUUGCACCUGUUUUGCCAUCGACUCUGAUCAGCUUUCCUGUUCAAGCUGAGGAAAGGCGUACUUACUCCUAUACAGUACCACCGCUCUUACUACGGCGUGUUCUGGCUGAUGUUCUGGCAUUGUGUUUCUUUCCAUGAAACACAAUGGUUUGCAUUUUGGUUUGCAAAAAACUCUACUUUUGGUUUCACCUGACCAGAACAUCUUCUCCAAAUGCUUUCUAUUCCCGAUACAGGUCAUGUCAAAAUGAAAAUAUUAGGUUUUGUGAUUUUCUUAUAAAAAUGGCUCUGCUGUGUAUUCAGCAGAAGUUGGGCUGCUUCUGUGACUUAUUAAUCUUGUUGGGCGGCUUAGAAGUUGUGCCAUCCUCUUUACAUUUUAACGUUUCCAAAAAUGUAGUGUAAGUAUUAACAUUUUAUUUUCCGCAAACCCUUAACAGGAAACCGUGUCAGCAUUCCCUGUGCACAUCC
Poecilia reticulata (guppy) is the source of this 2775-nucleotide messenger RNA. Its product is annotated as histone H3. Gene Ontology annotation, molecular function: DNA binding; protein heterodimerization activity; structural constituent of chromatin. Gene Ontology annotation, cellular component: nucleosome. The record is from RefSeq and is a predicted model, not a curated record. Lineage: Eukaryota; Metazoa; Chordata; Actinopteri; Cyprinodontiformes; Poeciliidae.